GAGCGCGAGAGGAGAGAGAGAGAGCGCGGCGCGUGAUCCGCUCGCCUCCUCUUUGCACGGCGAGAGACAGGAGCACGGUCCCACAGGCGGCACCGAUCCGGGCAAGGGCGGCAGUGCUGCUAACGGUACCAACGGGGUAAGAACAAAAACUGCUACCAGAGCUGGGUCCGGCCGCAUCGCCCUCUUUACAGACGGACACUUUGCCGAUGUGCAGUGCUCGAUAUUUUAUAUCGAUCAUUUAUUUAUUAUUUUAAAAUAUAAAUAAUGAUUUAAUAAAUUAGUAUCCCUAUUCGGACUUGUCGUUUAACAUCCUUUUCGGUGUAUUAUUGGAUCCAUUUGGGCUAUCCAGGUGUAAAGUCCACACAUUAGCCACACUCGAGUCCCAGGCUCCUGGGCUAUUAUGGAGAACAAAGCGGCCGCACGGGACAGCAGCGACCGGGACCUGUACCGUCAGUUCCAGGAGUGGUGUCUGAAGACCUAUGGGGACUCCGGCAAAACCAAGACGGUCACCCGUAAGAAAUACGAUCGCAUCGUCCAAUUUCUGAGCGGAGUGGAGCCCAGUUCUGCAGAUAACGCCAAAUUUAAAUUCUGGGUGAAAUCGAAAGGGUUCCAGCUGGGAUCGUCGGAGGAGCUUAAAGCUGGAGGUGGUAAACUGGUCCUUUACGUCCCGGUCAAAACAACGGAUGGAAUCAGUACUACAGAGAAGCAGUCUUUAAAACGAGUUGCAGUAGUUGAGGAUUUUUUUGAUAUUAUUUACUCCAUGCACGUUGAAAUAGGAAUAAAUGGAGAAAAAUCCCGGAAACACGCUGGCCAGAAAAGAACCUACAAGGCAAUAUCAGAGACCUAUGCCUUUCUACCACGCGAGGCAGUGACCAGAUUUCUAAUGAGCUGCUCAGAAUGCCAGAAGAGAAUGCAUUUGAAUCUAGAUGAUGCAGAUCAUAAAGAAAAUGAAAAACCAGCAUCUUUGGUGACCAGCAUGAUAGAUUAUAAUAUGCCUAUUACAAUGGCCUACAUGAAGCACAUGAAACUACAGUUACUAAAUUCUCACCAAGAUGAGGAUGAACAAUCGUUGAGCAGUGAAGAAUUUGAACUCAGUGACUCCACAUGGAUGUCAGUCGAUCGCAUAAACUCUGACCAAAGCUCUACCCUGGAAGAAAGAAUGCAUAGUCCACAGAACCUAGACAGUCAUCAGGAUGAAGAUUCAUCUGUGGAAUGUUUCAAUGGCAAUGAGCCCUUAGUGCUUAAUUCUAAUGCUGCGGAGGGAGGUCUCUGUGGGGCAGUGUAUACAAGCAUGGGAGAUAUUAAUGGCAAUGGCUCAACCCAUCCAGACCACCCUGCUGCCCAUGAUGAGCAACCAAUAAACCUGAGUGACAGUCCUCUAUCAGUUCAGGUAACACCAGAAUAUGGCACAGAUAACAGCAGUAAUGGAAGAAGAAGCCGCAUCAAAUAUACAGUUACUGAAAUUAAAAUGGAACGAGAUUCAAAAGAUUUGGGAAAUAAGUCACCUGCACACAGCUACUCCAGUUAUGAUUCACUUAGAAAUGAAAGUGUAGGAGGUGGCCCUGAAGAUCUGACUGUGAGUAGAAUUAUUGAAGAUGAUGAUGACCAAGAUGACCAUGAUGAUGUUGAGAAGAUUAUUGAAUCAGAUGGAGCAGAAUCUGAACGCCUAAAAGCUUUUAAUAUGUUUGUGAGGCUGUUUGUAGAUGAAAACUUGGACCGAAUGGUCCCCAUUUCUAAGCAGCCUAAAGAAAAGAUCCAGGCAAUAAUUGAAUCAUGCAGCCGGCAAUUCCCUGAAUAUCAGGAGCGUGCCCGGAAGCGUAUACGUACUUACCUCAAGUCCUGCAGGCGGAUGAAAAAGAAUGGUUUUGAGACGUCUCGUCCCAUCCCUUCACACCUCACUUCUGCAGUAGCAGAGAAUAUAUUGGCCACAGCAUGUGAGAGUGAGAGCAGAAAUGCAGCCAAGAGAAUGCGUCUGGAUGUGAGUCAACAGCAACAGGAUGAACCUGUUGCAGUUGGGAAGCAGUGGACAAGAGAAUCUUCCCAGGUUAAUUACACGGCUCCAACAGUUUCUUAUUCUCAAGAACUGAUGUACAUCAAUGGAAAUACAGGCUAUUAUCAUGGUUACACGGGGCUGGGCAGUGGGAAGCAAAAUCCACCUUCCUUGUCAAGUGAUGGUACUAACACUGGGCCAGCGGAUCUCAGUGUGAAGAAGUCACUUGCAUCACACUCUGGAUCCUCCAACAUUAACAAUUCCAAAACUCCACCGGCUCAGCUAAGUCCAACUGAAAUAACUGCAGUACGACAACUUGUAGCAGGAUAUAGAGAGUCAGCAGCUUUUUUACUCCGCUCUGCAGAUGAACUGGAAAACCUGAUUUUGCAACAGAAUUAACAUAAGUUGUUCUCUCUCCUAUUGGUGUUAUAUUUCUGGGGAAAGACAUUUCUCCACUUCUAAACAGGGCCGGAGAUAUAGGCCAUCUACCGUCGUGCCCCUGAAUGUGAAACGGCAUAUUGGAUCACCUGUGGUCCAUCAUGAGGAACCACUAUAUUUGCAGAGUUAAAUUUCGGUCUGCUCCACUUCACGUUUUCUAAUUGAAGGAGCAAACAGAACAUGACCACAUAUGUUUAAUCAUAUUCAGUGACUGACCACUAAGUAAAAAUGGCAACAUCGAUAUCGUCUUACUUUCCAAGUGCAAUAUGAGUUUAAGGUGCUACUAAAUGUUUACUUUGGAGAACUGCAGAGAUGGAUUUAAGGAGGCUUUUUACCUGUGGAUAAGAAACGGGUUACAGAAGGUGCUGAGCAGCAUAUGGGAAUUUGAUUCAGGAUUGGCGUGGUGGCAGCAGGUCUAAUGGUGAUAAGAGUAUGGGAGAGGUGUUUGCAAAACCCAUAUUAUAUAUCAGCUUGGGUUUAUGCCUCUAUUGCAGUCAAACACCAUCUUUUGUCUCCCCAAUGUUCAGGUAAAAUUGAAUCCUGAUGGCUAGUAUGGUGCCUGUGUAAAUGCAUUGAAAGCAAAAUUGACAUGUUUUUUUUUUAAGUUUGAUUUAAAUCUAAAGUUCAUUUGAAAAAUAAAACAAAAACCUUGUGGGAUGUAUUUCACUGUAGGUUGUAUAUUUUGCAAGUUACAAUCUGAAAACUUUGUAUAGUUUCAUUUUAGAGAAUCUAUUGCAAGGAUGUCUUGGGACGCCUUUUACUGUGGGAUGUAUUUUGCUGUAGGUUGUAUAUUUUGCGAGUAACAAUGUGAAAACUUUGUACAGUUCCAUUUUACAGAAUUCUAUGAAAGGAAGCCAGGAGACAUUAUUUUGAUGUGAUGCAGUUCUCUGCAGUUCUGUGUUGUUCCUUAAAGCCUGUAAUGACUGGAUGCAGUUCUCUCACAAUUACUGUGGGUGUACUUAUAUUCUGUCAAUUAUUUUGUAAUUUAUUAAUUAUACUUAAAUUGAUGUUAAUUUCAUUUGUUUAAUACUAUUUUGUCUGUACCUCUUGGGGAAAUUGUUUUUUUUUCCCUUUCAUGUUAGAAUAUAAUUUAAAUUUUGUACUUCUGCUGUGCACUUAGUGAAGAGGUAUAGUGGGUUUCCCUGUAUAGUGGGUUUCCCUGUAUAGUUUCUACACUUGUGAAUUCCUUACAAACUGUUACAGUACAUUCAUGCUGAUUCCCAUUUAUCUUUUGAUAAUUGUAUUUAAUGAAUUGGUAACAUUUUGAGUAUAUGUGAAUUAAUGUUUUUCAAUUUAUUAACAACUCCUGACUGUGAUUGUGAACUACGUUAUGUGCACUUCGUUCUAUAGUAAUUGGACAGCACUGACAUCUAAGCUUUUUGUAAUGUUAAUUUGAGUGAUUGAUUGGUUGAUAUAUUGUUUAACAAGGUCAAAAUGGUUGGUAUUGUAGGUGAAUAUAAAUGUGAGAAAACAGUCACUGCUAUUAUCCAAAUAUUUGUGGAUUUUUCCUUCUAUUGCAGCAUAUACCUCAAUAGAAAGCUGGAACCAAUAAAUAUUGAACAAAAUUGGUUUUGAAACAUCUUGACAGAUAAUGCCAAAAUAUAUUUGUAGUGCAAUGAAAGUGCCUUUCUUACUGGCUGGACAACUGAUUCCAAUAGAUUAAUUAUGCAGGGGGAGAAAAACGGAUAUCUUUAAUUAUAUCAGUUGCUCACUUUUUGUUUAAAAAAGGUCUUGCUGUUGCACUGCAAACUUGUGGUUAAAAAUGUUAUAAAUUUUCAUCAAAAUUUGUUAUAGCACUAGAAGUUAAUCGAAUUUUUUCAACAUUUUACUUGCGAACCAUUUCUAAAAAUUUUGUUCUAAUUAUUGUACAUCAAUUAAGUACCAUGUUCAGGAGUAUGAAGGUGUUCUUGUUCCAUUCAAAAUAGAAGUUUAUAUAGGGUUUAAUAAUCAGCCAACAGCAAUAUUCAUUUUGACCAUGUGUAGGAAUUUUAUAAUAUGCAAGGGACAGCUACACUGAAUAAAUUUACCAAGACAUCAGGGGAGUUAGGGAACUUUUUCAUGAGUUCAUUUUCCUUAUAAAGUCUUAACAAAUUUUACUGUAUGUAGCCUUAAAGUAUAAAUGUCUAGCACUAUUUAUUUAGGUGUUAUGCCAGUGAAAAUUACCAUUUCUGGGUGAGAUGCAACAUUUCCAGACCAUUCCUUGCCACUAGAAAUACAACUUGGAAUUUCACAGUCUGAUUCAUAUGAUUAAAAUGUUUAAGGCACCAGCUGUGCAUCCCAAAAGGUACUAUUUGACACCAUUUUUCUUCGUGUUGAUGACUGAGGUUUCAACGCCAUUUCUCAAAGCUUGCCAGUCAGUAUCAAUUAGGCUUUUUCUACAGCUGCGCAAAUGCAAGGAACAUUUAACUCCACUUGCAACUUCAGCAGACAACUACAAUACAGGCACCUUUACCUACCCAAAAUGAAAUUUUGCUGUCUGCAUGACAACAGGAAUAUCAUCCAAUGGCCCUGCUGAGCUGGAGUGAGCUGAACCUUUGCUCCAGUGAAAAGAGAAAUAGCAGAAACCAAAGGAGGAAGGCGAGCAGGACAAAAAAAACAGUUGCUCUCAUACCAGGUGUUAGCGUAAAAUGUAAAUGGCUGCUACGUUCGGACAUGCUAUCAGAAUCUAUUGAAUAGAAUAAUGAUUUCUGUGCCAUAGACAGUACAAACUCCAGUACAUCCAUAGUCAUUCACCAGUGUUUGACCAGUUUCCUGCAAAAAUUAAUAUUUUUGACCUGAUCAAAGAACCCUUCCUGCUCUAGUAGACAACACAAUCAUCUGAAAGUUGUAACUAAGCGUACAGAAGUGUUUGUUAACUGAAAACACAAUCUUGCCUAGUACAUAGCCUUUGUCCAUUGAAGUGAAAGCAUAUUGCUAAGUAUGUAAUGAUAGAGCCAGAAAGAUGGUAAGAUUUCCUGCCACAUAAAUAUUUCAGGCCACUAUUGGCUCUUCUCUGUUGAUGUUCAAAUAUUGUAAGUUGAUCCAGAAUUAUAUCAACUGUGUCCCAUCAGUCAUUAAAAUAAUAUUUUAUAUUAAUUUAUAAUAAUCUUAUAUUAAAAUACAUUUUUUGGUGGGGUCAAUCUUCUCAUGACAAACAGAUUUUUCCACAGGGCACUAUAACAGUUUUAAAUUGAGUGUCAUACUUUAAGAGCUCUGGUGUCUGACUAAAGUUCCUUAACUGAAACAUUUAUUCAUGUUGAGCUGAGGUUUCCCUGAAUGCCACUGUGAAGGGAUUUGACCUUGUAAAUAUCUUGUCCUAUUGGGGUAAAGGGCUCCA
Messenger RNA from Hypanus sabinus (Atlantic stingray), 5744 nucleotides. RefSeq names its product nucleolar protein 4-like. The coding region runs from base 401 to 2389 and encodes 662 amino acids. The record is from RefSeq and is a predicted model, not a curated record. The transcript has 11 exons. Lineage: Eukaryota; Metazoa; Chordata; Chondrichthyes; Myliobatiformes; Dasyatidae.